AUGGCCAACGUGACCGAAGCCCUCGCCUCGUCAGGCGUCUUUGACCAGUACUUAUCGAAGCACUUGCCGGCAGCUACUGCGGGUUUUGUGUUUAUCCUCUUCGCCUGGUUAGCGCAGAGCUUCUUCAAGAAUGACCCCUUGGCGAACGUCCCUGUCGUUGGAGGACAAGGAGGGGCAUGGAAGAAGCGGAAGGAGUUUGCUGCGGGAAAAGGCUCCGACUACUACAUUGAAGGUUACCGGAAGUUCAAAGACAGCAUCUUCCGCGUUAGCACUUUGAGGAAGCGUGACACUAUCUGCGUCCCGCCAAAGUAUCUUCCCGAAUUGAGGAAGCUUCCCGACGAUGUUCUCAGCUUUGACGAGGCCAUUCAUGAGUCCAUGCAAGUCAAGUACACCAAGAUCGAGAGUGACACGCCUCUCGUGGUACACACCGUGAAGGCCUCAUUGACUCCCGCACUCCCCCGCCUCAAUGCCCUCAUUUCCGAUGAAGUCGUCGAAUCCAUGCGCCUCGAGCUCCCGCAGUCCACCGAAUGGACCGAAGUCAACAUCAACGCCAAGCUGCUCCGCAUCAUCGCCAUGGCCUCCGGCCGUGUCUUCAUCGGCCCCGAACUCUGCAGAGACGAGCGCUACAUCGACGCCUCCAUCAACUACACCAUCGACCUCAUGACCGCAGUCCACGUCGUCGCCUUCCUCCCUGGUCCCUUGCGCCCCAUCCUCGCCCGCUUCCUGCCCCAGGUCAAGCAGCUGAACCGCCGCAUCGCGGAGGCGGAGGCCGUCUUCCGCCCCAUCGUCGAUGCCCGCAAGCAGGCCAAGGCCACCGGCGGCGACGACUACCAGGAGCCCGACGACAUGCUCCAGUGGAUGAUGAACGCCCAGUCAAAGUUUGGACAGUCGACUAACCGCCAGCUGGCGCAAAACCAGCUGGGCAUCAGCUUUGCCGCCAUCCACACCACCUCCUUGACAACGACCAACGCCCUCUACUGGCUUGCCGCGAAGCCCGAACUGAUCCCGAUCCUGAGAGAUGACGUCCAGCAAGCCCUGCUCGAGUCUGGCGGCCAGUUCUCCAGCCCGGCAUUGCAGAGCAUGAAGAAGCUCGACAGCUUCCUGCGCGAGGUCCUCCGAUGCUCCCCUCUUGGCGCCGGCUCCUUCUCACGCAAGGUCCUCAAGGCCAUCAAGCUCCCCAACGGCCAAGUCAUCCCCCCAGACAACGUCAUCGAAAUCCCCGCCGGCGGCGUCAACCUCGACGACGAGAUCUUCCCCGACGCCGACGUCUUCGACGCUCUGCGCUACUACAAGUUGCGCCAGGCCAAGGACGCCGCCGAGUCCGGCUCCAAGGCCGCAGAGGUCGUCGCCAACAGCCAAUUCGUCAGCGUCGGCACGUCCCACCUCACCUUCGGCUACGGCCGCCACGCCUGCCCCGGCCGCUUCUUCGCCGUCAACGAGAUCAAGAUGAUCAUGGCCAACAUCCUCUGCAAUUACGAGAUCAAGCUCCCGGACGGUGUCACCGAGAGAUACGAGAAUAUCAAGUUUGGCGCGGGUUCUGUCCCCGACCCCACGAAGACUGUCAUGAUCAGGAAAAUCUAA
Colletotrichum gloeosporioides is the source of this 1581-nucleotide messenger RNA. Its product is annotated as Cytochrome P450 monooygenase 3. The transcript is spliced from 6 exons. The record is from RefSeq and is a predicted model, not a curated record. Gene Ontology annotation, molecular function: monooxygenase activity; iron ion binding; heme binding. NCBI's taxonomy places the organism in Eukaryota, Fungi, Ascomycota, Sordariomycetes, Glomerellales, Glomerellaceae. Bases 1 to 1581 code for a protein of 526 amino acids.